GUUUUUUGGAGCUGGCGAUAAUACAGUCUUGCUAUUAAUGUUCUGUAUCAAUAAUGUGUUGCAUCUGUAUGAAUGGAUGUAUACGUGAUUCAGCCGGGAGAGUCGUCAACGCAGUCUCUUACGCAAUAGCUUGCUUAUGGGAAGUUCAUGAAUAUAUUAUCAUGCCAAGAACAUGCCUAGAUUCUCAGACACGCAAUUCCCCUCAAGUGAUGGAUUUGUUCAAGCCAAGACACACGGAUCCUGAAAAAUUAAUCUACAAAGCAAUGUUCAAAUGGGUUUUGGAGAUGUCCAGCACCAGAGCAGCAACAACAGUUGUUCUGAGGCAACAUUACAGAAAGCCUCAGCCAUGUGAAGAAGGUGAUCCAGUGGGCAACAUAGGGAGAAUAACCACACGCUCUUUGUUUAAAAGUUUUGUUGACCACAUGGUGAUAUUCUCCACUUUUUUUAAACCGAUUACUCUCCAUGUUGAUUGAUAAUUCCCCAUGCUUAAAUAAUAGAAAAUAAUGCAUCACUGAUAUACAUAAGAUAGUUACGCAGAUUUUCUAUAGUGUAGUUUGAGGUUGAACACCCAACCUAAAUGGUUUCAACCGCAACUACAAGUAAUGAUGAGAGUUGUUUGGAAAUUUCUUUAAAAGACAAAUCAGUAAAAAAUAUUUUUUUUCAGUAAAAAAGAUUUGAUAGAGUUAAAUUGGUUGAAUCAAAAUCAGUAAUUAAAAAAAUCAUGUCAGAUCAAUAAAAAUACAAACCCAUCACCUUGGUCUUAAAAUAGCGCUUGGCGCUCAAUAAUGAUGAGCUUUGUGCCUUGCGAGUUGCCCCAUGCGGAUCGUCUUAAAAAAGUUAGGUUUAAUUGUAUACAACACAGAAGAGACAUUAACAUGAUAAAUAUGAAAACAACACGAAGCUUUAGAGGGAGAUUAAAAUAAUGAACAUGCACACAACAUAGAACUUUUAGAGACAGGUUGCUUUAUUAAGGACCAAUGCCUUUGUGGUGCAUGACCAAAGUUUUUUUUUUCAUUCAGUGACGAAAAGCUACGAUCUUCGGUAUUCCUUUGUUAUAAGUUAAAACACAGACCAUAAAAUAAAAAUUUGAAUCAUCUGUAGUUAGACUAAAACUAUCGUUAAAAGAUAUCAAAAUAAUAAUCUUCUAUUAAACUUUUAAUAAUUGAAUAAAAUUACAAUUUUUAAAACAAAUAGUCAAAUAAAUUGAUAAAUUGUUUUAAUAAAAAACAUUAAAUUAUUUUAAUUUCAGUUGGGCAAUAAGUUAAACAUUUUAAAUAUAUUUAUAUUAUUUUACAGAUAAGACUAACUUAUAACACUAAUAAUUAAUAAAACACUAUUCAAAUCAUUAAUAUAUAUAUGGUCACUGAGUACACAACUUCUUAGUUUUGACAAAUUAUGACAUAAAAUGGGUCGGGAGUUUAUUUAACAGAUGCUAAUUUUAAAUGAUCAUCAUUAACAGUGCCCAGCCAAAUAAUUGUCACACAAAUCAGAAUUCAAAGAACCGAACCAAAUCUGAUUCGAAAAAAUAGUGUUGAAUUCAAACCAAAAUCGACCCAAUCAAAAAUGAAAUAUUUCGGGUAUUCAAUCCAAUCUGAUAUAUAUAUAUAUGUACUUGAAUAUGUUAGCUAUUUUGAGAUUUAAUAUCCAAAAAAUAUCUAACAUAUAUAUAAUAUUUUAAAAUUGUAUAAAAUAUGUGAAAAUAUAUACAAGUAAUCAAAAAUAAAUAUCUAAAAUAGGUAAACAAUAUUCAAAUCACCAAAAUAUUUGAAAUAUCCGGUAAUUCUUUAUCCAAAUAUUCAAAUCAAACUAAUUUUUAUGCUAAAUUUAAGUAUUUUGACAUAUAUUAUUAAAAUAUAUAUGUUAUAUAUAAUUUUAUUUUUUUAUAUUUUGAAAAGUUAAAUUAUAUAUAAAUUUUAAAAUAAUUUAAAGAGGUUAUUCGAACCCGAACUGAAACCGCAAAGAUCCAAACCAAAUCCGAACCAAAAUUUUUGAAUACUCGAAUGAAGCUAAAUUUUUUAACCCCGAAUCCCAAACCCGGCAAACAUCCCAACAAACCUAAACAUACGAAUAUCUUAAUUCAUGUAAGAAUUAACAUACGAACCCGGCGCGUAGCGCCGGAAUACCCCUAGUGUGUAAUAAUAGUAGGUUAUGACUUUUUAUGUUAAAAAUCUAACUAGUUAAUGAUAAUUCAUUUAUUUAUUAGUAUACUUAUUGUUCUCUUUAUUUUGGUCAAAAAUGAACAAAAAACCAAAAGAAGUAAUCAUCCACGUUUUUUACAAAAAAAAUUGAAGAAAAGGGCUUUAAAAACUUUAAAAAAAGUGGCCGUUUGAAACAAUGAACAGAAAAAAUAGUUUUUUCUUAAAGUGGGCUUUUAAGAGUUUACGAAUUUCUAAAAGGGAAAAUUUGGAAAAAUACCUUCCAAUAAAAUUAUAUUUUGAAAACUGCACCAUUAAUUAUUACUUUUAAAAAUUACACUUAUUUAUAAGUGAAAUGACUAAAUUAACCUAAUUAUAAUUUACACUAGUUUUAAUAUUAAUAUCAAAAUUAAUAUUUAAAUUCGAAUUCUUGUUUGUAAAAAUAAAAAACAAACACAGGUUUAGAUAUGAAUGAUAUUUAAUUAUAACUAAAUUACUUAUAUGUAUAUUCACGUGUACCCUCCAGUCCUCCACAACUAAAACUUAACACAAAACUCUAUCUCUUCCCCAAUCCAGAGAAGUUUAGGGGUUCCAUUUCUCUUUGCAUCUUAUAUGCUCUGAUUGAUUUCCAGUGGACAUAUUUACCUAUCGUGUUACCAUAUUGCAUGGUCGUCAUUUAAUUUUUAGUAUUCUCGAGAUUCAAUGGUUUGAUUCGGGUUAGCGUUUUUCUUAGGUAGAACCGUAGAAGUUAUAUGGUCAUCUUAUUUUUUCUAAGUUAAAAAAAAAAAAAUCUAUAUGAAUCAUAUCUUAGUUUUCCAUGUUAUGCAGCUUUUGAAGUGAAUGUCGCAUACAAUUGUUGUGUAUCGUGUACAGUAACAUGGGACAAGAGCAUAUCUAUACUCACUUGAAGGAGACUCUCAAAGCGGAUCCAUAUACAUUUGGAGAAUCAAAAUUGAUGGAUAUAGGAUCAAACGAUUCUCUUAUUCAGCAGAUAUCUUAUUUUUAUCUCAAAUAAAUUAAUAAGAGUAUUAAUAAUUUCGAAUUUUAUUUUUAUUUAUUAAAAUGUGGGUUAAAAUAGUCUUAUGACAUAUGUACAAGUGUAGUUUUCAAAUUUAUUUAAAUACAAUCUAUUCUUCAAAUUUCAAAUCUUAAAUAAGGUAUUUUUCAAGUUAACCCUUUCUAAAACCUAAAAGAAUUGAUUGAUAACUUUUUGGCUUUCAAGGCUUACACAGUCACAAAGCCUCAACAGCUCAAACACCAAUCAGACUCUAAGUGUUGCUGCAUUUGAGUUCGAAGUGGUUGGUUACGAGUAACGACAAUGUCACUCGCGUAUUGUCUUGGUAAGAAGCUUCCCUUCUCAGCUUGUGGAAGACUUGCGUUUCUUUUGUUCCAAGCUUGGAUCUUGGUUAUGUUUCGAAAGAUGCUUACUUUAUCUUCGGUUUCAUUUCUAUCUAGCCAUGGUUUAAUGGCAAGUACUUUUAGGCCUAGCUCUGGUUAGAUUCAUGUUAAUUGGUGCUGUAACAUUACCAGACCAGGGUUGGAUCAGUUUUUGCUAUUAUCUGUAAUGACGAUCAAUGUUUUGUUUUGUUUUGUUCUCUUUUCGGUUUACUAAUCAAGUUUUAGCUUAGUGGACAAUACAGGUUGUGAGAUUUUAAAUUUUCCAGUUUCUGUAUAUUUCGUGUCGGUGUGGUCGAAUCUUUUUGUCUGCGUAUCUUUGUCAAAUAUUAUACUUUUCUUGUGAAAAUAAAUUCAUAUAUAUUUUUAGAUA
Messenger RNA from Brassica rapa (field mustard), 3903 nucleotides. RefSeq lists its product as uncharacterized. The record is from RefSeq and is a predicted model, not a curated record. Lineage: Eukaryota; Viridiplantae; Streptophyta; Magnoliopsida; Brassicales; Brassicaceae.